CGCAGCCCCGCCGGGCGCCCCUGCGCUGGCCGCUUCCCCGCACUGGCCGGCGCCGGCUGGGAACCAUGUGGCCGAUCCUCUGGGCGCUGAUCUCUCUAGCCGAGCCGGGGGCCUGCGGGUCCCCAGGGUCCUUCAGCAGGAGCGACACCUUCUGCUACAUAGAGGCGGCGGGCACCGCCGGGGCGGCGGGCACCAGAUACCUGAGCUUCCUCAGCCAGCGCUCCGGCGCCCUGGCCCUCUUCCAGAGCGCCUGGGAUGGGGAUGGGCACCUGCUGGCCUGCUCCAUCCAGGAAGAGCCCUGGCUCACGCGCCUGUACCAGGAGUCCUGUGCCAAGCGCCCGCAGAGCAGCCUCUUUGCCAGCCCCUGGAGCCCGACGCGCCAGCAAGCCCUGGACAGCCUGGCCCAGCACGUGAACACCUGCAGCAGGGCUGAGCCCUUGGGGGCUGGCAGGCCCCGGGUGAGGAGAGCGCCCAUGGGCAAGUGGGCAGGACUGGCCCAAGAGGAGCGUGGGCGCAGGAGGACCCGGCGGGGCUGGACGAUGCCAGGGACGCUGUGGUGUGGAGCUGGGGACUCUGCAGAGAACCUCACCGAGUUAGGAAUCUUCCAGGGCCCAGACUUGUGCUGCCGGGAACACGACCAAUGCGCAGAGCAGCUCUCUGCCCUGGAGUACAACUACGGCAUCCGCAACUACCGCCUGCACACCAUCUCGCACUGCGACUGCGAUGCCAGGUUCAAGCAGUGCCUGCUGGAGCUGAACGACACCAUCUCCAACAUCGUCGGCAUCACCUUCUUCAACCUGCUGGAGGUCCCGUGCUUCGUGCUGGAGGAGAGCGAAGCAUGUGUGGACUGGCACUGGUGGGGAGGGUGUAAACGCUAUGGCCCCGUAGCCAUGGCCCGGAUGGUGCAGCAAAGCCAGUACCACUAUGGCCUGCCCCAGGGGGAGACGGCCAGCCCUGCUCCGCACCCGCCGGGCAAGGGCAAGAAGAACGCCAGGCGGGGCAGGAAGCACCAGAGGAAGAACAGGAAGAGGCCUGGGCAGGAUGAUGGGGCCCAGGGGUCACAGAGCCCCAGAGAAGAUCAAAGGCUUGUCACGCCCCCCCCACGCAGGGGCUUGGGCACGCUGCCCCCUGCCCCUGCUGAGGAUGCGGCCACCACCCCACACAGGCGUGUCCCAGCCCGGGGGGGGCAGGAGUCACCACCCCUUACAACGAGGGCCUCCGAGCAGGGCCCCACACCAGAGACUGAGCACCCACCCCCUGGUGGGGCUAGAAUGGAGGGGGCAGGGCAGCCCCAGGACAGGGACUCAGCGCGCCCUGCCCAAAGGACUAACUCGCCACUCCCCCCAGCCUUGGAGCCACACCGCACCCCCAGACUGCACCCGCCCAAGCUGAGCCACCGGGCCCCAGGAAGGAGCUGUGGAUGCUACCGGCGCCUUGACCAGUGUGAGCACAAGAUCGCGCCCCAUGAGGUCAAGUACCAGCUGCGCAACCCAGACUCCCGCACCCUGUUCCACUGCAACUGCACCCGCAGGUUGGCGCGGUUCCUGCGCAGGACGAAGGGCCCCAAUGAGGUGGAGGAGGAGGUUCUGUCCGACUUCAUCUCCACGGCCUGCUUCGUGCUGGAGCCGCCCAGGGGCUGUGCCGAUGGGGAGCAGCAGCCCAACUGUAUCGGGUUGGGCCGGGCCGUCCUGGCGCCCGCAUGGCACCUGAAGAACACGCUGGGGCGGUGGCAGGUGUGGCCCGCGGCCUCCGUCAAGGUCAAGCGGCAGGAGUGGGAGGCACAGGGCAGCCCCCCCAGGCUCUACGACAAGUGUCUCCAGCUGGCCAGGGCAGCCCGGAGGUCAGACCAUCACCCCACGCCCCACUGAGGCCAGGGCACAGCCUGGACGUGGGACCGUGGAGCCGGCCUGUCUGCAGGGGGAACGUGGAGCUGACGCUGCGGCCAGCCCGCCCCUGCUCACUUCCGGCAGUGCUGGGAGACUGACUGUGCUGGACAUGACCGGCUGGGCAGCCUGUAGCCUCCAGCAUGGACACUGGGGGGUGGGGGGGAGCAUCUCAAGGAGACAGGACCCUCCCAGCCUGCUCUGGGACAGAGGCUUGGCUGUUCCCUCCCUCUCCUUCACCUGAUGGUGCAGCUGCCCCCUGCCUCACAGUCCUGUGGGGUGGGCUGGACAGAGCCCAGGCAGGAGCUGUGAUGCUUGUGGGGCCAGGCCACGGCACUGUCUCCACUCCAUGUUCACCCCUGGGGAGCAUCCUGUCCUGUGCAAAGGUCAAAGGAGCCCUGUCCGGGGGAGGGGCUGUCUGCCCUGCUUCAGGGGGCAACCCCCAGGGCUGGGUCCCAGCUGGGUCCCUUGAACACGCCCUCUGGGGAGAAGGUCCAGGAUGCUACUUCCUGAAGCUCUGCCAUGGGGGCAGGCGCGCCACCUCCUCAGGACUGCAGCCCCGGGGUGGGCAAGACACUGGAAACCAGCCCCAUGCUGCAGGGAAUCCCCUGCCGGUGGGGGGGCCCUGCCACUAGCAGUGCCCCCCACCCCGACAGGCAGGAGGACCCUCCUGUACCUCCCCGAGGCUAUGGGGAGGAGGGAGGUGAGUCAAGAGGUGGGUGCUGGUCCUAGCCUUGCUGAGGGAGCCUGUUAGUGCCCUGCCUGGGGGGGGGGGGCAGUGCCCCCCGGCCCUGUGGCAGAGCCGGCCCCUGGCAACUGCAGGGACAACUUUUCUACAGAGCCUGUUUUUUUUUUACAUCUUUCCCCCCAGUGCUGCAGCCCCCCCCCGCCCUCCCCCAGCGCUACCCCUCCUCUGGCCGGGCAUGGGGCAGAGGGGG
Molecule: messenger RNA, 2821 nt
Organism: Caretta caretta (loggerhead turtle)
Lineage: Eukaryota; Metazoa; Chordata; Testudines; Cheloniidae
Gene: PLA2G3
Product: phospholipase A2 group III
Biological process (GO): phospholipid metabolic process; arachidonate secretion
Molecular function (GO): A2-type glycerophospholipase activity
Source: RefSeq, a predicted model, not a curated record